Molecule: messenger RNA, 716 nt
Organism: Salvia splendens (bonfire salvia)
Lineage: Eukaryota; Viridiplantae; Streptophyta; Magnoliopsida; Lamiales; Lamiaceae
Product: protein PLANT CADMIUM RESISTANCE 1
Exons: 4
Coding region: 21-572 (183 amino acids)
Source: RefSeq, a predicted model, not a curated record
UGCAUUUGCAGUAGUGAAUCAUGGUCUCCGCCAACUCCAACUCCAGGCCAUCUCAGCCGCAUGGUUAUGCCACUGCUGCGACUGGGAUCCCGAUCAACUCCACCCCGCCAUUUCACCCUGAGAAGCCGGAGCCAAGACCCCCGAACCCUCAGAGACAGAGUAAGGUCGCCUGGUCCACCGGCCUCUGCGGUUGUUAUUCCGAUUGUGACAGCUGUUGCUUGACGUGCUGCUGUCCAUGCAUUACGUUUGGCCGGAUUUCUGAGAUCGUCGACCGAGGAUCCAGCUCUUGUUGUCUGAAUGGAACACGCUACACAUUGCUAUCGUUUGUGGCGUUGUCGUGCUUCUAUUCGUGUUGCUACCGCUCCAAAAUGAGGCAGCAAUACUUGCUCCAAGAAUCUCCCUGCUGCGACUGCUGCGUCCAUUUCUUCUGCCAGACUUGUGCUCUCUGUCAAGAGUAUCGCGAGCUUAAGAAUCGUGGAUUUGACAUGACCAUCAGAUGGCAUGGAAAUAUGCAGAGACAGAAUCGGGGGAUAGCCAUACCUCCAGUCGUUCAAGGAGGAAUGACCAGAUAAUUUUGUUUCUGCAAAUCUCCAUCUAUAUAUAUACACACUAUAAUGUUUUCAAUUCCAUGCAAAUAUCGUGUGUUUAUUUUUCUACUGUAAACCAAUAAUUCAAUUUUGUUGCACUUAUAAUUAUUCAGUCGGACUUAUCAAUAA